Messenger RNA from Emiliania huxleyi CCMP1516, 767 nucleotides. RefSeq lists its product as hypothetical. The coding region runs from base 316 to 624 and encodes 102 amino acids. NCBI's taxonomy places the organism in Eukaryota, Haptophyta, Isochrysidales, Noelaerhabdaceae. The transcript is spliced from 6 exons. The record is from RefSeq and is a predicted model, not a curated record. Gene Ontology annotation, molecular function: acyltransferase activity, transferring groups other than amino-acyl groups.
GAGACGCUCGAGGACCGGCUAUCGGCGCGCCUGACAGCACCCGCAGCCGCGCAGGUGGACGUAGUGGUUGGCACCUCCGCUGACUCGGACCGCGCCGCCGCGAUCGUCUCGCUGAUCAAUGAGGCGUACGGGUAUGGCCGCGAGAGCAAGGGCGGCGUCCUCCGCCGCCUCGCUGCGGGCGACGCCGGCUCUGGAGCAAACCGGGUGCUGCACCUGGCGCUCGCCCAGUGUGACGGAGGAACGGAGGUGGUCGGCUGCUGCUCCUCGACACUCUGCACUGGCUGGACCCCGUGGGGGUGCGGCCACUGGGGGCUGAUGGCGGUGCGGCCCGACAUGCAGGGGCGGGGAAUUGCCUCGGCGCUCGCGGCUGCGGCGGAGGCGCGGCUGGCCGCGGCUGGCUGCCACAGCGUGCAGAUUGAGUACGAGUACCUCGGGGACGCGUACUCGGAUCGACUCUUCCUCUGGUACGAGUCGUCCGCCGGCUUCCACUGCUCCCAAGGCAAGCCGCGCGCCGGCUGCCACCAGUUCCGGCGCUGCAGGAAGCGACUCGAGCCGGCCCCGGGCGAGAAGGGCAGUGCCGCUGCUUCUCUGCCGCGAGUCCUGCCGUUGUGCCAAUUGAUGUGAAACUAGUAGGAGCGCAUGUCCGUGGGAAACGUUGAGUGAAGCUUGCACCGCCCUUCCCGAUGCACCAUCGUACAGCACACGGUACCGCCGGGGUAUGUACCAUUAUUCGUGUAUACAGAUCGUGUAGAUAUUUUCUUUAUUCU